Molecule: messenger RNA, 5886 nt
Organism: Uloborus diversus
Lineage: Eukaryota; Metazoa; Arthropoda; Arachnida; Araneae; Uloboridae
Product: telomere-associated protein RIF1-like
Exons: 29
Coding region: 1-5886 (1961 amino acids)
Biological process (GO): telomere maintenance
Cellular component (GO): nucleus
Source: RefSeq, a predicted model, not a curated record
AUGCUAUUGGUGUUAUACAACAUUAAUAGUGAAUAUCUUUCUGACCAAAGUAGUUUGACUGAUGCAACUUUGCAAGAGAAAGAUGUUAAUAUUCUUUAUACAGAAAUUUUAAAAGAUAUAUAUAGUGAAGAUCCUGAUUUGCAGUGUCUUCUUAUUAAAAUACUUCAGACACUUAUGCAGAAGAAAGAACAAUUGCUAAAUGUUGAACAAAAACAGUCUGUUGCCCAAAGAAUUAUCACAGAUUUAUUGAAUCCUACCCAGAAUGAAAAAGUUUUACUGAAUGCCUUCCAUUUUUUAAUUCAAAUUUUAUCCUACAUCAAAAUGGACAAUUUAAUGCUUAAAGCUGUGCUAGAAAAACUUGAAGAAAUCAUGCUUCAAAGCAGCGUCUCAGUUUCGGUGUAUUUUUCUGCGUGUAACUGUUUUCAACGGAUAGUCAAAGAGUAUGUGUCCGAAGUUGUCAAUUUUAUGCCGAUCUUUAUUAAAAUGGUUUUUUUGCCUCUGGUUCACCCUUCAACUAAAGUGAGAGAAGUAGCAGGAAAAACUUUAGAUUUAUGUCCUACAAACUUGAUGUUCUCCCAAGAAGACCUUUCCUUUCUACUGAAAUUUAUAAAAGAGAUAUUGCCCAAAGAUCUUGUAGUUUUAUUCAAAGACAAGCAAGAGCUGUAUGUUUUGAAAAUAUGGUCUACUGUUGUAACUAUCCUUGGAAAGAAUCUUCAUUCAAAUCUGUCUGCUAUGACACCAUUCUUUCAAGUGAUUGAAAAAGGCUUCAAAUCAUCUAGUGAUAAUGUAUGCAUAGCUGCAUUUGUUGCAUGGAAAAGCUUAAUUAGUAAUUUUGCACUUUCUGAAGAUGUUUUAAAUGACUCAAAAAAGCUCCGGUUUGUGCUGAAACCUUUUAAAAAUAUCUCAAGAUUAAGUGAAAAUAUCUUAUUAACUGUUUGCACUACAUGGUGGCAUUUAGUUUGUCAUCUUUCUCACAAUUUAUCAAUGCGCUUUACUGAAGUAUGCAUUCCAUUAUUAGAGCUUACUGUGGGGAAGAGUACAACAGGACUGUCAGAAAAGCCAAUUUCUAAAGGAAGUGUGCCUUCUUUGAUAAAGCGAGGUUGUUUUAUAUUGCUGCUACUUCUUCAACCAUCAGCUGACAGUGUUAAUCCUAUUACCAGCCCGAAAAAAAUGCCAACUAUGCCAUAUUCAUCUCUACAAGCUCCUGUAGAUAUUAAAAUUUUAGUUCAUCAUUUUAAGGACAUAAUUAAUACAGCUCGGGUCAUUGCUGAAACUUAUGGGAAGAAAGAUGAAAUGAAAAUUCACAUUGAUAGUUUGAUGAAGUCGAUUCUUUUUAUUGUUUCAUCUAUUAUUGAAGAUGAAAGUAAUAAGGAAUCAGUUGAUGCUGUGAUAACAUUUUUAAACUUUUUAAAUGAAAUUAUAAAUGAAAAGAUCUGUCCUCCUUUGCUGUGCUUGAAAUCCAUAGAAAGCCUAAGCAAAAUAUCUCGUCGUUGUCUUGUGUCUCAUAUAUUCAAUUUUGGAUCAAGAAAAUCACAAGAUGUGUUAUGUUCUUCACUGUUGAAACUUUUAUUGAACUCUUAUUUAUUUCCCAGUGAAAAUCCUAAGAGAUUUUAUAUAACUUAUAAUCGUCUCAUUCAAGCUGGAAUUCAUGAAUCAUUGCACCCGUUACCUGUAACUCAGAGAUUCUUGAGCAUUGUUAAAUCAGUAAUUUCAACAAGUAAUUUAGAUGGAGAAACGCUUCUGCAGAUGUGGUCAGGCAUUGCGUCACCAUUGGUGGAAGUCAUUGAAAAGACUCAAGAUGUUAAUCAAGGCAAUAAAAUGGAGCAUGAUUUUAGCUGUAUGUAUGAAGUACUGCUUUGUCCAGUUGAGCUAAUCUUUCCUACUUAUGUUCAACAGUUUCGUGCCAAACCUGCUUUCCAGUUGUGGUCAGUUUUAUUUAAAUCAUUUGUACGAUCUGCAUCUCUUGUGUCAACUGUUCUUCCCAAUGAAAUCUGUGAAAUGUUUUGUUCAAAUCUCAAGAAUUUUAUCAAGACCGAUCUAAUGAAGGAACCCCAUUUCUUUGAGUCUAUUUGUUUUCUUCUUCAAGUAAUUGUUGAAACUGUUGAUUUUACAUCAUUUGGAGCAACAAGCUCAGAAGGAAUUUUGAAUUCAACAUUGCUUAUGAAGCAGAAGAAGCCUCUUGGAAAUCUAACUUCUCUUGUUGAUGUAUUUUCCUCGGUACUCAAAGAGUUUAAUUCCAGCUAUUUUGAAUCAGAAAAUGCAAAUGAUUCAUUCACCCCUACAGCUCAGCGUAAAGUACAAGUAAUGAAAUCAGCAGCUCCCCUGGAUUUAUUGAAAACAUUUUUUGGAAACAUAAAAUUUGGCAAUGUUAUCCCUUUUGUCCUAGAAGUACUUGCUGAACCAUUAGCUACUGUCAUUUCUGCAAGUGGUAACAAGAAGACAUCUUCAAAUGCUUUGGAACCAAAGUUGACUGCAUUGUGGAAUUUGAUAACUUCUGCCAUUGAGAAAUAUUAUUUAGGCCCAUAUGAUACUGAUUUUCUGUUAAUAAUGACUCCACUGUUAGAAGCGUCUUUCACUCAUCCAAAACGAAAUUUUAAAGAAAGGAGCAGGAGAUUUUGGUUUGCUACGUUUGGACCCAGCUCAUCACCUCUGAUUUUUCCUGAAUCCUUGAAGAUUGUUUUAAAACGAUGUAAACUGCCUUUAUUGUCUGAUGAUAUAAUAAGUCCUACUGAUGAAUUCAGUGCAACUCCUACAUCACAGAAUUCAGAGGAUAGUAUUGUCCAUGAAAAUGUUGCGACAGAACUGCAAUUAAAGUCCGUUUUUGCAAAGCCUUUUGCUGUUAAAAAUGAAAACAAGAGAGAAAAUCAUACUCCUAUAACCAAUAAGAGAUCGCGAUUAAGUGCAAAAAUGAGUAUUGAUGAUUUACCAAGUGAGUGUGAUUUUACUCUUUACCAUCAUUUAGAGCAGUAUCUGGCCGUUGAUUCUGUAAUAAAUGUUAGUCUUCAUGGCUUUGUUCCUUCCUUGUACAAUGACUUAUCACAGUCUCAAGAUACAAGCAACAUUGAAAGCUUCAGUGAUUCACAAGAGGUUAAUAGCGUAUCAUCUCAAGAAGAUCCAGUCAUUGAAAGAAAUGUGGAAAAGGAUGCUGAUUUAGCACAAAAUUCUGAACCUAUAAUAAAUAGUAUUGAAGAGAAUCCCAAUUCUGAACCUCAUCAAAGUAAUAUAAAUGUGAUUGAACCGCCUGCUGAGAGUGCAAUGGAAAUUGAUGAUGGUGUUCAUGCUGUGUUCAGUGAUCAUGUUAUUGAUGAUAUAAAUUUAAAAGCUUCUGUUAGUGUUGAAAAUACUGUAAAAGCAAAUCUCAAAAUAGUUCCAAAAAGUAAAACCUCUUUAAAUAAAGAGAAUGAGUUAGGUAAUGUUAUUUGCCUAGAAGAUUUAACCAGUGUGAAAGAUAUUCCAGUGACAGAGAAUAAGAAAAUUAAAACUUGUGAAAAACCUUGUUCCCUUGAUAAUGAAGGUCAGGAGAAAUUUUCUGUUUUUUCAAAGACAGCAAUGAAGAAAACUGUUAAUACCAGAAAAAGGAGAAGUGCAAAAUUAAAUCAUACAUAUGAUGAAAGUGACAGUAAACAACGCAAAGAGGAUACCUCUUUAAAACUAAAUCAUUCUUGUAUUGAAACUAUUGAAAUAAAUGAUUCAGAUGAAAUUAUUCCAAGCUCUCAAAGUUCAUCUGAAAAUGAUAACCAUUUAAAACUUUCUUUCAUCGAGUCAACAUCGCCAGAUGCUUCAAGUGUUCAAAAAUUGCUUAUUUCUCAGGAUUCCUCAUUGGAUAAUAAGGGAAUCAAAAGUUCUGCUGAAGUAAAAGAAGCUGGGCCUGAUUUAAGUACUUCUAAAAUAAUCAAUAUUGAAUCAUCACCUCCUAAGAGUCAGAAAAAUGGACUUCAAUCGGAAGAUUUUACCAAAACUUCUCAAAAGGAAGAGGAUGUUGAUAAUUUGAAAGUGGAUAAAUUUUCCGAUAGUUUUGUUCUGGAAUAUAUAGCAACAGAUAUUUCAAAUAAAGUGGAAACUGACGUAACUGUACCAUCCUCAUUAGAAAAAGAACUGAAUUUUGAAAGUGAAGCUAUUGAUGGCAAGGGCUCUAAAGAAGUUAUUCAGAACAAAAGCUGCAGUGAAUUGAAUGUAGCUGCACCUAAUGAAAAGGAUGAUUCAGACAUUGAAAUAAUAGAAGUACAUAGUAAUUCUAAUUUAGAAGACACUACAAAUUCCGAAGUCAAUCUUAGCAAAAAAUCACUUCAAGCAAAAAAACGGCGAAAAUCUUUGACUGCUUUUGUAAAGAAUACUGGAAUAAAAUUAAGGCGCAGAACAUCUGACUUCUGUGAAAGAAAAGUAAAUAGCGAUUGUGAGAAAAUCGACUGUGAUACCUCAGUGAUAAAUGAAACUCCUCUUUUAAACAAUGAUGUAUCAGAUGACAGUAAAGCUAUCAGUAACUCAUCACAAAAGGCAGUACAAAAAGAGCCUGAUAUGGAAAGUGAAAGCAGUGCUACUAAAGUUCUAAAAGAAACUGAAGAUGUAUGUACAAAAACUAAAUAUUUCGGUGGAUUCGCCAGUGACACUAAAGGUAACAUAUGCGAACUACCAGUGUUGCUAAAGGUAAAUGCAACAAAUGAAUUGAUAUCUAGCUCUAAACCAGCAAAAUAUAAUUUAAGGAACCAUAAAUUGCCUCAUAUGCUUGAAGAAAAGGAAAAUGACAAUUCAUUUUCAGAUUUAGCAAUUCAUUCUCCACCAAAGUCAGCUAUCGAAACUGAAAAUGCUUCUGAUGAUCAAAUUAGGGUUUCCAAUAUCACUUCUUGUUCAGGAAAUAAUUCCUUAGAAGUGAAACAAAACAACUUGCUGGGUGAUGAUGUGAUGGAACUUGAUAAAAGUGAAAAAGAAACCAUUAUUGACAAUUUACUUCCUCCAAACUCUGUUUGUUUUGUAAAAAUUGAAGCUAUUGAAUCUCUUGCUAAAUUGAGUAAAAGGCUGAAUAUGCAAGAAAAAGAAUCAAUUCUUUCUUGUUCUAAAUCAGUAUCCAGUGCUGAACCUGGAGUAACUAGUUGUGAUGAAAUUGAUGAAAAAAUUGGUGAUAGAGUUCCAAGUUCUAAUGUAAGAGAAAUAAACGAUCAAGUGCAAAGCACAGUUAAUUCUUUGAUAGAUGAUGUUUCUAAAAGUGCUUGUAUCUCUGUUAUUGAUGAAAAUGUUAAUUGUGAGUCUGUCACAGCUAAUCAAAGUGAUUUGCAUGUAGAAACAAAAGCUUUGAGAGCUGGUAGCUUACAACCCUCUCAGGAAAAAACAGUUGAAAACUUCUGUGAUUCAUGUCCUGUAUUCAGUGAAGUAAUGGAAGAAGAGGAAAGUAUUCUUUCUGAACAAAUUUCUGAUAUCAUUACUAGACUUAAUGAUAAUGAACAGAAUGAUAGUCAGAAAGUUGUAAGCAUUUGUAAUUCACCAAAGAAAUUUGCUGCCAAAGAAAUAAUGGAAGAAAAUAACUCUGAAAACUUUGAUUUGGUUGAGGUUAAUGAUCUGCAUUCUAAUAAUAGUGAUGCUGGUGCAUGCUCGCUACAAUCAACUCAAGAGUCAACCUGUAAUGAAGACGCUCAAUCAGUUGCUUUUGGAACAGAUCCAUGCAGAGAAAAUAAUUCGCAAGAAAAUGUUAUUCUUAAUGAAACAGAUGUUAAAGAUAAUGUUGAAUCAAAAAUGCUUAUUCAUAAUGAAUCCAAAGAUAUCUCUCUGAGCUUAUCAUCAGCAACUUCUAACUGUUGUAAUGAAAUCGAUGAAAAUAUUGAUGAUAGUAUUCCAAGUUCUAAUAAGUUGAAGAACUUUGUUCAGAUAGUAUUCAUGAAAAUCCUUCAAAAUUAA